Messenger RNA from Aspergillus niger, 1161 nucleotides. RefSeq lists its product as uncharacterized. The transcript has 4 exons. The record is from RefSeq and is a predicted model, not a curated record. The coding region runs from base 1 to 1161 and encodes 386 amino acids. Gene Ontology annotation, molecular function: O-methyltransferase activity. Lineage: Eukaryota; Fungi; Ascomycota; Eurotiomycetes; Eurotiales; Aspergillaceae.
AUGGCCGCUCCGCAGAAUGCCCCCAUCCCCGAAGCUGGGAAGAAGGUCAUGAGCACUGUCACUCUGGCUCCUGCUCUGGGGUUUGUUCCCAUUGCUGUCCACUUUGAUCUCUUCGGCUGUCUGCAAGAGAUCGGUAAACCAGCCACCGCACAAGAUGUCUGCAAUUUCCAUCACACAAAAUAUGGCGAUACCGACCUGUUUUCUAUCACGUUCUUACAUAACAAAUCAAUGUUCGCAAAGGUUAACCGCACUUCAGAUGACACGCUUUUCCUCAUGGGAGGGCUUGGCUUCCUGGACCUUCUUCCAGACGAUGUAUACCAGGCCAACGCCGUCACCCGAUUUUUGGUGGAUACACCAUCGGCCCAGCAUGGGGCCAUGCAUUUCACAUCCGAAGGGCUGUUGGCAUCAGCUUUUCUCAUGCGGCGCCUGAUGGAUACCAAGUUCGAGUAUCCGUUCCAGGAGUGUGACACCCCAUUUCAGUAUGCCCACAAACUCAUGGGCAAUGAUCAUCUUGCCCGGGAACAUGUGUAUUCAGUGAUGCAUGAAACAGGCCGUCUUGACAGCUUCAACACCUUCAUGACGGGCAAGUUUGGUCGCUGGGGCACCAUGCCCGAUCGCGUCCGCAAACUCGGGUAUGAUCUGGACGGCUUGCUUCAGUCCACAGCUCCCGAAAGGAUCCGGGUAGUCGAUAUCGGCGGUGGCCGAGGCGAGCUGCUCUUGGAGAUGCAAGCGACAUACCCACACUUACUCAAGAAGGAAAACCUCAUUCUGCAGGAGUACAAUGCCGACAUCGGUGUCGUUCCCGAGGUGACAGAGAUGGGCUGGAAUUAUAAGGAGGAUGCCAGCGAACAGCCCGUCAAGGGGGCGCUACUGUACUCAAUGGCCCACGUCCUCCACAAUCUGUCCGAUAUCGAGUCCAUCAAGCUGUUAAAUAAGGUCUCCAGGGUCAUGGCUCCGUCUUCACGUUUGCUCAUUCAGGAGUUCACGAAGAAUGCAGCUAGUUCGACCACUCACGCCGCGAUGAUCUUGAUGCAUGCUGGGCGGGAAAGGACUAGCGCCGAGUGGAGGGAUCUGGCGGCCUUUGCGGGCUUGGAAAUUACCUUUGAGGCAUAUCCACCCAAUGGGGAGUGUGUAGUCGAGAUGAGAAAAGUAUUGAAUUGA